Ascochyta rabiei is the source of this 612-nucleotide messenger RNA. RefSeq lists its product as uncharacterized. The record is from RefSeq and is a predicted model, not a curated record. Bases 1 to 612 code for a protein of 203 amino acids. The transcript has a single exon. Lineage: Eukaryota; Fungi; Ascomycota; Dothideomycetes; Pleosporales; Didymellaceae.
AUGUGGAUCCUCGAUUUUGCCUCCAAGGUCGGCUUCUUCAUUUCCUAUGUCCUCACCUUCUUCUUGAUCCUCGAAGUCGUGAGGCUAGUCUGCACAGAUGCGAACAAGCGGGAAGCAGAGAGAUUGUUGGACGCCUACACCCGAGGCCGAGAGCAGGAAAAGAAACUAGAGCAGAAGCAUGAGCGAUCUGUGGAAGAGCUGGAGCGCGAGCUAGAAGCCUACUCGGUCGUGAGUGAGCCGACACAUCAGCCCGAGACACCACAUCGCCGUACAGAGAGAGCCGUGCUGCACCGCACACCGACUUCCGAACGGACGCUCGCCAGAGAUGAGAAGGAGAAGAGGAAGCGCUCACAAACACCGACGCGCCGACUCCGCAAGCGAAGCGAUACGCUGAACUCCACAAGUCCCUCCGACUCUCGCCACUCUACACGAUCAAAGAGCUCGUCCGGGACGCCGGAAUCCAGACGCUCGUCGAGGUCGCACCGCGACACCUCGCCUGAGUCGAGCACAUCGAAGUCGUCCAGCCGACAUGCUAGUCCAGGCUUCAGGAGAAGCAAGGACACGCAAGGCGCUUCGUUGUCGUUGCAUCGGUUGCUGAGGCAGAAGGUGUGA